Laetiporus sulphureus 93-53 is the source of this 1085-nucleotide messenger RNA. RefSeq lists its product as uncharacterized. Bases 127 to 1047 code for a protein of 306 amino acids. NCBI's taxonomy places the organism in Eukaryota, Fungi, Basidiomycota, Agaricomycetes, Polyporales, Laetiporaceae. The transcript has a single exon. The record is from RefSeq and is a predicted model, not a curated record.
GAAGCUUGUGCAAAUUCUGCUCCGCAAUCACCAAUUCCUCAGGUUCCCUCAGCCGUCCCGCCACAUGCACGCUCGGACUCCGAGCCGAAGCCACUGUUGACGCCGAGCGCUAAUGGAAAAGCGCCGAUGAAAGCUGGUGGCACAGGGUCGAGUGCGUUUGCACAAAGUCCCUCUGGCGCGCAGGCCGCGCAACCAUCAGCCGGUCCGUCCAAGGCGCAGACAGAGCGCAGAGUGAGCUUCGCCCCGCACAUGGUUGCCGACGCCUCUGCUUCAGCAGCGACGUCCAGCGGCACACUUGCAGAGGACGCGCAGAACGACACGUUAGAAGACGGAGAGGACUCGAUCUGCUUCAAUUCUGAUGACGACGCAUUUCUAGCGACAAUAGACCUUGGCGAGGAGGGGAUAGGCGGACCGAUAGAAUAUGAUCAGGGAGCACGUGGGGUGAACCCUGAUGGCGGGACGAAGAGCAGCAAGGAAAUGCCUCCGCCGCAGCUCCCAUAUCAGCAGCUGCGCGGACAACAGCCGAGGCAGGGAGACGAACAACAGACACCGCGGCCGGCGUGGCGGCAGCAGCAGCAACAGCCAAAGCCUCAGCAGCGCCAACUUCAAGUGCCACCUCAGCAGGUGCCUCAGCAGCAAUCGAAUGUGCAACAGCGGCAGCAACAAACAGGACAGCAAAUCCCACAACCAUCUUCUGUGCAGCAUUCACGGACAUUACAAGCCUCUUCUGCACAACAGUCACGACCACUGCAAGCUCCAUCCCACGCGAACGAUUCAUCAUCUUCCAACCAACGACAGAAACCCUCAGGCUCAAGUUCAAAUUCAAACCCUCUUGCAGAAGCACGGAACUCGUCCGGAUUGACGUCGCAGAACAAAGGUCACAUCGGACGAUCGCCCACACCUUCCAUGGGCGGCGGCUUUAACUUUCCUGCUGGAGUUGUAUGCAAUCAAAAGCGUGUGCUCGCCGUAUCAUUCCUUCUCAUUCUUCCUUUCAUAGGCUCCUGCAGUCUCACGCACACCCGAUCUUGCCCCUUCGGCUCAUAUUAGCCAGGCGUCUACUUCCGGUCCCAGCGGGAUCGGACUGA